Penaeus indicus is the source of this 423-nucleotide messenger RNA. RefSeq names its product cuticle protein 7-like. Gene Ontology annotation, cellular component: extracellular matrix. Bases 1 to 423 code for a protein of 140 amino acids. Lineage: Eukaryota; Metazoa; Arthropoda; Malacostraca; Decapoda; Penaeidae. The record is from RefSeq and is a predicted model, not a curated record. The transcript has 4 exons.
AUGCUGCCCCUGUACAUCAUGCUCCUGUGCAUCACGGAAAAGGAUAUGCUCCUGCUUACACUGAUUAGUUUGGAUCACGAGUGCAUUGUACCUAGAAAGCCUCCACACUACGCCUAUGAGUACGCCGUCAACGACGACUACGCCGGCACCCACUUCGGCCACUCGGAGGCUCGCGACGGCUACAACACGGAGGGUAAGUACUUCGUGCACCUCCCCGACGGCCGCGUCCAGACCGUCACUUAUUACGCCGACGAGACUGGCUACCACCCCACCGUCUCCUAUGAGGGGACGGCCCACUACGACGUCCACGCAGCCGUCCCUCACCACGCCCCUGCCAAGGCUUACCACGCCCCUGAACCAUCAAAAGUCUCUCAUAGACAAGAGAAUUCCAGUUCCUAUUAUACAUACUAUGACAUUUCAUAA